AACGUCAAUCGGUGGCGAGUUGAUUAUUUUUUAUAUUUUCCAUUAAAGUUUGUUGCGAUUUUUUAUUAACUUAUUUUUUUACAUGACCCCCACUCACUGGUAGCCAAAUUAGGCAUACAGCCGUGGUAUUCUUCGAUACGAAACGACUAGAAGGCGUGAAAAAGUGCAGAUAGUUUUUUAAAAAGUAAGAUUAAGUUGAAUUUUGCAAUUGCAUUUGGCGAAAUAAGUAGUUUGUGAACGGAAAAGUAUUAAACACAGUGGGAGUGUAUGCAUGCAGUGAAAAUUUGCAAGACUAGAGAAAAUAAAAGGUAGCAAAAAAAAACUACAACAACAAAUAGAUAACUAGUGAAGUGCUAUGACGUAGGACAGUGAAAAUUAAUUACACACGUACCUAUAUCUAUUAUAAAACAAAAGACUAAUAUUUGAUCAAAGAAAGAGUUGAAGCACAAAGCGGCACACGCCAAGACGUAUAGCUGGACAAGAGGACUCUAGAAACACGGAGACAACCAAUUAACUGCUUGCAUAUAUACGAUACUACUUUUGUACAUAUAACUAACUAUAUGUGCAGACAUAUGUACAAAGCAGCAGUCAUAUAAAUUUCCAAAAUUUAAGUAGAUUACACCAUAAUCCACACAGCCGACUGCCUACUGCAACGAUGUCCAAUCAAUCGGAGGUCGAUUAUGAUAAACAAUUCCAGGAGGAUUUGGCUAAAGCUACCGCUUUGAGUUUGGAGCAACAGGUGCUCGACGAUUGUCAUCGUGCCAAGAAGUAUGGCACUGCUGCGCAUUAUUACAGCGAACGCGCACAGACGCAAUCGCCUACCUUUCAACAACAACAACAUACACAUUCCCUACAACAGCGCCAGCAAUCGACCGAAUCGGCGAAAGCUUUCUAUGCGCAAUUGCGUACGCGCUACCAGCAAUCGCGCGGCAAUUCGAAUGACCUGGCCACAACGACGCCGCCAAUACCGCCGAGUCGUCGCCACUCGGAGGCGAAUAAUAAUAUCUCGUUGAAUGUGGCCGCUGUAACGGCCGCUUCACGUGAACGCUCCAAAACGCCACCAGCAACGCUGCCCGAAAACGAUCUCAUUUCAUUCUCCAGUCCCACCGCUAAGGAGGCGCAACCGAACACAUUGGAGAAAUUAAUAGAAGACUUGCAGAAGCUGCAAACAGCGACGCCACAAACGGCUUUGGUGCCAUUUGGUCCGGUCGCUGCCACGCCCAUUACACCCAUGCAUGCGGCAGCGAGUUAUCGACAACCGCCGCCACUGGCGGCCACGCCUCAACACAAUGCGGCCGCUUUGCAACACUAUGCGGCGGCAGCAGGUGGCGCUGCUGCUGCCAAUAGCAUGCAGUUGGUGCCUUUUACGCCGACGCAACAGCAGCAGAAAGUACCGUUAACCAGCGAAGGUUUGCAGAAACUCUACAAUAUGCCGUUACAGCAGCAGCAACAGCAGCAGCAGUAUUAUCAACAACAACAACAGCUGCAACAACAAUAUAUGGCAGCCAUCAUGCCGCCCGGUGUGGCAUAUACAGCGGCACAAGCGCGUGCCGGUUAUGUGCCUACAGUGGGUGGCUUUGCAGCGCCAACACAUGCUGCCAACUACACGCAGAGCGCGCCGGCAACAGCCGCAGCAGCUGCCGCUUUUACGCCACCACAAUUUCCGUCAACGGUUUCACCAUAUGGUUUUCAAUACGGCGUCAUGCCCGGCAACUCUACGCCCUACUAUGGCGCAGCGCAUAUGUCAGCAGCUCCAGCAUCAGCAGCAGCAGCAGCGGGCAAUAUCGCAGUCGCCGCGGCGCCUCUGCCGCUAGCCAAGUCGCAAUCUGCCGCCGCAGCGAUUGUGCCGAAUGGCAGUAAUGGCGGCGCUGCAGGUUUACGCCGUCAGACACCGCCUGCGCGCAAGCCACAACGCACCGGCAACGAUUUAAUCGAUCUUAGUCAGGAGGAUGAUUCGCGCGUCAGCGUGCUGGAGGCGUUCGAUCCAUUGCUCAAUGCCGAUGAAGAAGGUUGCGACGAUGACUCGGAUUGUACUUCCUACUAUGCCGAGUACGAUCCAUUUGAUUAUCUCUACAGUGGCGGCGGUACACAGUACUCAGAUCCCGUUUACGAGGCGGUUAAUAAGUUGGAGAAGAGCGCCGUCAGUCCAAAUGUAUCCUCCAUUGGUUGGCGCACGGAUUAUGUCAAUCGCGAUGAAAUGCUCAACAAUUUAUCGCGUUCGCCCGCCGCCGCCAGCCCCACACCCACGCAGUCGCAUGAAGCAACGCCUAGCGGUACACGCUCGCCACCACCACCGCUGCCGCCACGCAAUAGCGGCUCACGUUCACCACCAUUUCUGCCUGGACUCUAUCCUACGCUGAAGCGCGAGAGUUUCGGCAGUAGCAGUAGUAUAGCUGCGACAGCUGCUGCUGCUGCUGCUCCGAGCACUUCUACAAACUCGUUCUCGCGUCCCAGUGCAACGUUGGAUCGUCGAAAAACCACCGGUGCACGCUUGUAUGAAGUGGUCACCGAUCGUCGCACCGUUGAUCCCGAACUCUUGGAAUUCUAUUUUAUGGUUAAAGAGUUGCGUAUGCGUUACUUGUACAAUGAUAGACAGACUAAUCCGGGUCAUAUAAUUGCGUCGGAGUUCAACUAUCAUUAUCCUUUGGAGACGAGCAUUAAGAUUUUAGUGCAUCCUGCUUUGAAGGCGCUGCUGCCGAGCGCUGACUCGACGCGCUCUCAAGGACAGUUGAAGGGUUAUGGUGUACCGGUGGUGUUCACAUGUGAUAUUAAUACGGCUGUGGAAUUGGUCAUAGAUCAGGCAUUUUGCUCACUAGAGGGUCAGAUAAAUGGCACACCCAGUGAUUAUGUGGUGAAGCCCAUUGGUGUAUCGGAAUGGCUGUCGCCCACAUCGAAGCUUAGUCAGCUGGAAUGUGUGCAUAACAGCUUGAAACUGGAGCAGGAUGUGCAGUUGGGACUGUGCGUCAAGUCCGAGGAGAAUAUGCAGGUUAUUGCGCGUACGCAGGGAGAUGAUUUACGUGACGCUGAGCUGCGUGCCGAAGAUAUAUUGCCAAACGAAAUGGCGACCAUCAUCAAUUAUGACAAUAUGAUGAUAUUAAUAGAAACGCUUGAAAACGAAAUUGAUAAGCUGGAGUGCGUCGAUCCCAAUGCACGUGCUAUACUCUCCUGCUCGGGCGUUGUGCAGGCCGUGAAAGCUAUAUGUGCGCUGCUCGGCUCAAUUGACACACUCGAAAUCUCGGCUUGCAUAGCCGAUCUCAAACGCAUAUGCGAAGAGGGACAAGUGAAAUAUGCCUCGCACUCGAGCGAAACAAAUCCGGAGAUUGUUAGCGAACGCGGUGAUUACGCGGAGGUGCGUUUAGUACCACGCCCCAUGCUCGAUCAGAUCAAAUUGAAAUGCAAUCAGCUGCGUGAUGCCGUGCAAGAGCUCAUCGAGCUCUAUUCGAAUGUGUUCCGUGUGGGCUUCUCCGUGAAAUCGUUGGAUUACUCGACGACGCCCAUGCCCAUUUCGUGCGUACUCAAACCGAUUAUGCUCAGCGUGAAUUGCCUACAUCGUCCACCUCCCGAUUGGCGUUACGACGACUACUCGUUGGGUGUGCAAAUCAACUAUGGCACACGCUUCAUCUCCGAUCCCAUAGUCACGAAGUGUUCGAACGAUAUGAGUGGCGGCCUAUUUCCACGUCUAAAUUUCUCUUCGUGGCUUUCGUUCGAGAAGAAUGCAAUCUGUACGCUUCCACGUGAAUCGCGUCUGAUAUUUGUACUUUACGGCACACAGACGGCGGAGAAUGAGCAGAACACCGAUGCGAAUGGCGAACGUCGACAAGUGCCCACCGAGCUGGGUUGGUGCGCCAUACAGUUGUUCGAUCAUAAACGCGAAAUGAUUUGCGGCUCGUACUUGUUGUCGAUGUGGCCGCCGACGACGGAUAAGUUUUUGGGUCCUGCGCCGGCGCGGGGUUGCCAUCCACAACCGGAUCUGUGUCCGGUAUUAAGUAUAGAAGUACCACCUUAUGGCGGACGUAUACUGUUCCCGGAACCGUUGGAGCAGCCAACGCCAGCGCCGCGUUGCGAUUUCAAUUCGUUAGACGCAAAUUUACAGAAUGAACUUCUCGAUACUGCCGAACAGGGCUACUCCGGCGCUAAGGAUAAGCGUGAGGUGUUCUGGGAGAAACGCCUGUAUUUGCAGAGUUUCCCCUACGCCUUGCCGAAAGUGCUGCAUGCGGCGCAUAGUUGGGACUACGCCAGUCUUAUGGAUCUGCAUUCGCUGUUGCAUUCGUGGGCGCCGCUUUCACCGCUACAAGCGCUCGAAUUGCUGCUGCCACGCUACCCCGAUGCGAAGGUGCGUAAGAAGGCUGUCGAAUGGAUAUCCCAACUACCCAACGAUCAGCUGGUCGAUUAUCUGCCACAAUUGUUGCAAGCGCUCAAGCAUGACACCUACGAGGCAUCCGAUAUGGCAAACUUCUUGCUCUGCAAGUGUUUGGAAUCACCGCGCAUUGCUCAUCAUAUGUAUUGGUUACUCGUACACAGUUUGCCGGGUGAUGAUCCGCAGAACUCAAUUGAUGCUUCGUCUGGCGCGAACGAGUUGGAUGAUUCGUUGAUUACACAAGCUCGCUACUACCGACGGAACAAGAUGAUGUUGCGCGCGCUGCUGGCAGUGUGCGGUGAGCGGCUGUUGGCGCGUUUCCUCAGUCAGAAUAUUAUGUGCAAGAAUCUGGCAAGUCUAGCUGACUCAGUGAAGCAGGCUAAGGAGUCGUUGCGUCAGAAAACACUUUGCUUCGGCAUGGAAGUCGUGCAUCAACAGUUGAAUGACAAACCCACAUCACUGCCUCUGGGUCCCGAAUUGGAAGUGACCGGUGUUAAUGUACGCAGUUGCAGUUAUUUCAACUCAAAUACGCUGCCACUGAAAAUUUCCUAUAUCAACUCUGAUGCUGAAGUAUUACCAGCUAUUUUUAAGUCCGGUGACGAUCUGCAGCAGGACAUGCUUACCAUACAACUCAUACGUGUGAUGAAUAAAAUGUGGUUGGCCGAGGGUUUGGAUCUGAAAAUGGUCACUUUCAACUGCGUACCAACGGGCUUUAAGAAGGGUAUGAUCGAGCUGGUCUCCGAUGCGGAGACAUUACGUAAAAUACAAGUGGAAUAUGGCUUAACGGGCUCCUUCAAAGAUCGUCCGAUUGCUGAAUGGUUGGCCAAACAGAAUCCUAGUCAAUUGGAGUAUCAAAGGGCGGUGAAGAAUUUCACAGUUUCUUGCGCCGGCUACAGCGUUGCAACUUAUAUACUCGGCAUCUGUGAUCGUCACAAUGACAAUAUUAUGCUGAAGACUUCGGGUCAUCUGUUCCAUAUAGAUUUCGGCAAAUUUCUGGGCGAUGCACAAAUGUUUGGCAAUUUCAAAAGAGACCGCACACCGUUCGUACUAACCUCCGAUAUGGCGUAUGUGAUCAAUGGCGGCGAUAAACCCUCCACAGAUUUUCAUUAUUUUGUCGAUUUGUGUUGUCGUGCCUUCAAUAUCAUACGCAAACACGGUGAUCUCAUCCUACACAUGCUUGCUCUAAUGGCCACUGCCGGCAUACCGGGUGUAACAGCGGAUGCCGUGACUUAUGUGCGUGGUGCUCUGUUGCCCGAGCAGUCGAAUCCCGAGGCUGCCGCUUCAUUCGCCAAAAUGAUACAAUUCUCGCUGAAGAGUUGGUUCACACAAUUCAAUUUCUUCUUGCACAAUUUGGCGCAAAUGCGUUUCAGCAAUGAUGAGGGCAGCGGUGAGCUGCUCUCCUUUGUGCCGCGUAAAUAUACCAUGCAACAGGAUGGUCGUCUGAAGAGCGUUAUGGUGGUGCGCUGUCAGAAACAUUAUGACAUGGAAAAGUAUUACACCUAUAUUAUAUGUGUGACGCGUCACGGUCAAACCGAUCCCACACAUUUGUUCCGUUCAUACAAGGAAUUCACGGAGUUUCAUCAGAAAUUAUGUUUACACUUUCCGCUCGCGAAAUUGCACAGUUUACCAAGUGGCAUGCAUGUCGGCCGUUCGAAUGUAAAAUCGGUCGCUGAGCGUCGCCUUCCACAAAUACGACGUUUUCUCGUAUCGCUCUUCAAUUCAGCGGAUGAGAUUGCUCACUCGGAUUUGGUGUAUACAUUCUUCCAUCCCUUGUUGCGCGAUCAGCAAGAGGCUAAGUUGACGGUGUCUAAAGUUAGAGAAGUCAAGCAGCCUACACGUGAGAACCCUUACGAAGUUGGUCAGAUAAAAUUAUCAUUACAAUAUCGCCGUGAUGUCUUAACGGUGAUGAUUCAUCACGCCAAGGGUUUGACAAUGCUACAAGGCGGUCAAGAGCCGAACACUUAUGUCAAAUGCUAUCUCAAACCGGAUACGACCAAAGUGACGAAGCGCAAAACGAAAGUGGUGCGAAAGACCUGUGUGCCGAGCUUCAUGGAAACGCUCGAGUAUCGCAUGCCAUUGGAGUACAUACAAAAUCGCCUGCUGCACGUCACCGUCUGGUCACAUGACACACUGCAGGAAAACGAACUGCUGGGCGGCUUUCAGAUCGAUCUGAGUAAAUAUGAUUUGCGCAAAGAAUUGAUCGACUGGUUCCGUUUGGGACCGAUGACAAGGAAUUGAGGCACGCCAUGAAUAUAAAAUAUAAAUUCAAUAAGACAAAGUGAAAGUGAAUUUGUUAUAAUAACGGUACAUUGAAUGGUCGGCCAACUUAGCAGUUCUCCGCCACAGCAGAAAUAUGCAAAGAGUUUUGUGAAAACUAAUUGCAAGGCAACAGUAUUUCUUCCGCACACACAAACAUACAUACAUACAUAUAUAUAUAUAGACACCACUCAACAGGGAUGCCCAUUAGGGGUUGAGCAAAAGUUACAUAUAUUUGUAUGCGAUCUUAUAUAUAUAUAUAUCGAUCUAUACAUAUAUACAUACAAAGUAUAAAUACAAAGCAGCUUGGCAGCCAGUAAGCAGUGUAAUCGUGUUCUAAAAGAACUGUCUUUACACAAAUACAUACAUACAUACAUACAUAUACAUACAAAAUAUAAAAUAUAUUUUUAUAAAUAACUUUACUUAAAUGUAGCAUGUCUAAGCGGUAGCGGCUCGACGUUUUUCUCUCUGCGCAACGGCACUUAUGAAAUGGACAUUCCAAUUUAUGCAUAUAGAGUUAAGUGAAGAAAACAAAAAUCGAAACAAAAACAAAAAAUAUAACAAGAAAAUAACGGGAAGAACACAAAGAUUAUUAUGUUUAAGAACUUGAAAUGUCAACAAUAUUAAAUUUAAGCACAUUACGCAACUUUAUACACUUGCAAUGAGUUUUCGAAAUUCGAAAAUGUUGAAAAUUUACGUUUCGAAAAUCUAUUUUUGUAUCAAGAAAAACAUAUUUCAAGUAAUUGCUUAUUAAAAUUGAGAAAAGCUAUAAAAUUGUUUCAUAUAUAAUUUCGAAAAUCAAUUUUAAUAUUUUCGAAAUUAAAUUUCUAUAUGAAAAAUACUAUAUUUUUUCACGCAAAUGCUUUCUAAUAUUGGGAAAAUGCAUAAAAUAGUUUCAUAUAUAUUUCCGAGAAUGAUUAAAUUCGAAUUUCGAAAAUAUUAAAAUUAUUAUUCGAAAUGAAAUUUCUAGCAAUUGUUUUCUAUAUUUGAGGAAAUGCCUAAAACUAUUCAUAUAUAUUUUCUAAACUGACAAAAUUCGAAAAUUUAAAAAUUAAUAUUCGAAAGUAAAAUUUUGUAGGAAGAAAACAAUAUUCUUCAAGCAAAUUGAAUAAAAGCCUAAAACUGUCUCACGUAUAAUUUCGAAAAAGAUAAGAUUGGAAUUUCGAAAUUUUUAAUAUUAAUAUUUGAAAUUAUACUUCUAUAUUAAAAACACAAUAUUUUUCAAGCAAUUACUUUCUAUUCAUAAAAUGCAUAAAACUGUCUCACAUAUAAUUUCGAAAAUUAUUAAAUUCGAAUUUCGAAAUUAUAUUUCUAUAUAUACAUUCUAAAAUUGAGAAAAUGCAUAAAACAGUAGCAUAUAUAAUUUCGAAAAAGAUAAAAUUUAAUUUCGAAAAAGAGUUUCUUUAAGAAAAAGUAAAUUUUUAGCAAGUUUCUUCUAAAAUUAGUCUUAUAGAUAUAAUUGUAAUAUAUACCUGCAUAAUUUAAAGUUUAAAAUGUGCUUUAUUUAGUAUUAUUAAAAUUCGAAAUUGUUAAAAUUAACAUUUGGAAAGUGUAUUUUAAUUUAAAAAUAAUUAUUUUUGAUGCAAUUGUUUGCUAAAAUUUAUUAUAUGCAUGUAUAUUUCACAUUUUUGGCUCAAUAUUUAUUUUUAUAGAAACAUUUACUUAUAAAUUUAUUCGAACAUGUUAAAAUUUAAUUUCGAAAUUGUAUUUACAUAUUUAGAAAAUUAGUUUAAAGCAAUUGCUUGCACAUACAGAGUAUAUAUGAGCUAUUAUUGCAUACUUUUCGGCUCCCAAAUAGUUUUAUUUGUUAUUUUCUCUUAUAUAUAUAAAUUCGAAAAUGAUAAAUAAAAUUACUAAAAAUGUAUUUCUAUCAAAAUAAAUUUGUCUUAAAGCAACUGUUUAUGAAAUUAAGCAUACUUUCAGGCUCAAAUCAUGUUUUAUUUAAUAUUGUACUUUUUUAAUAUAAAUUUAUUAUAUCUUUUCGAAUUUCGAAAACUCAUUGCAAUUAUAUGCCUCUGGCAAACCUUGAUAACUAUUUAUUAAACAUCACUUCUUUUGUGGUUUUUUGUUGUAAUUUAAUUUUUUCGCAAAUUUACAUGGCACUUUAGACAAUUUAGAAAAAUAUUUGAAAAUUAAUUUACAAAAAUGUUUUCGAAAAAAUUUAUAUUUAUAACAGCAUCGAACAUUUUCGAAGAAUACUGCUAAAGCUUAAAUUCAAAUAAAUUUAAUAAAUUAAAAAAGAAAGUUAUAAAAUACUAAAAAUCACCCACAAUCAAACAUGAUUUACAUCAACAGUUACUUCUAUAAGGUUUUCCGAUAUAUUUAUUCUUACAUUUUUUUUUUUCAUUUUGCUUUAUCGACAACUUUAAGCAUUAACUCAUUAUUUAUAUAAAAACAACUCUACUUACGCUUUGUCUGCGCUCAAAAACUUAAUUAUGUAUUUCUUAUUAGCUAUAAUUACCACAAUCUUCCUUCCUUUAUGCUCCUUCCACUCACCCACUCACGCU
Molecule: messenger RNA, 9120 nt
Organism: Zeugodacus cucurbitae (melon fly)
Lineage: Eukaryota; Metazoa; Arthropoda; Insecta; Diptera; Tephritidae
Gene: Pi3K68D
Product: phosphatidylinositol 4-phosphate 3-kinase C2 domain-containing subunit alpha
Exons: 18
Coding region: 656-6595 (1979 amino acids)
Biological process (GO): phosphatidylinositol-3-phosphate biosynthetic process; cell migration; phosphatidylinositol 3-kinase/protein kinase B signal transduction
Cellular component (GO): cytoplasm; phosphatidylinositol 3-kinase complex; plasma membrane
Molecular function (GO): 1-phosphatidylinositol-4-phosphate 3-kinase activity; phosphatidylinositol binding; 1-phosphatidylinositol-3-kinase activity
Source: RefSeq, a predicted model, not a curated record